This is a messenger RNA of Oldenlandia corymbosa var. corymbosa, 3192 nucleotides long. Lineage: Eukaryota; Viridiplantae; Streptophyta; Magnoliopsida; Gentianales; Rubiaceae. The record is from the annotation of a GenBank genome assembly.
AGACAAGUAAACCUUACGAACUCUGUACAAACUCGAGGAAAUUGGGAUUGAAUUUCUUCUCAAUUUCCUAACUUUCUUCAUACAACAUCUAUCUGUACACAUAUUUUCAACUGUACAUUAUUGGUUUAUAUAGUACACAGUUAACUGUUUCAGCAAGUUCUUCAUAUAUUUUCCCAAUUAAUUUCCGUUUAUGGUGAUCAAAAUUAAGAGCCAGCCAUGUCUGAAAACCACUUGCCAGAUGCAACCUACGUGGAUGUGGAAGAGGAAGUGGAAUCUGCUCCUCUGAUGACCGAACCUUCACAAGCAGAUGAUCAUGAAGUGAAGAACAUAGUGAGAACAGAAAGCAAGAAGUUGAUCAGAAAGUUUGGAGGGGUAGAUGGUGUAAUGAGAGUCCUUCGCACUGAUAGAGAAAAUGGAAUCUCAGGUGAUCCCAAUGAUAUUGAGUACCGAAUGAAACGAUUCGGCUCCAACGAUUCCAAUCCCUACACAAAAAUCUACCUGGUGAAGGAUUUUCACCGCUGUGCAGUUAAAGCGAUUCGCGACCCCUUGAUUGUCAUCCUUCUGAUGUACACCAUAGUUUGUAUAUGUUUUGGGAUUAAGAAACAUGGGGUGAUUGGUGUUUGGCCUGAAAGGGAAACACACCUCCUGUCGAUUGUUUCCGUGGUGAUUUUCUCAGCUGUGACUAAUUUGUGGCCUAUUGAGCAAAACUAUGUUUUCUCUGCGGCUAAAAACCAAGUCUACAGCCCUCAGGUGGAUGUUGUGAGGAAUGGUGUAUGGGUGAAAAUCCCUGUAUCUGAAGUUGUGGUUGGAGAUAUUGUGUACUUGAAACCCGGUGACCAAGUUCCGGCUGACGGCCUUUGCAUAGAUGGACACUCAUUGCAUCUCGAGGAUUUAACGAGUGAUCAUCUUACUAAGGGCUCUGGUGUAGAAGCUAAAUCACUGAGGACUAAUAGUGCGCGGCGUGUGGAAGUAGGCGAAGAAAAUCCGUUUCUGCUGGCAGGUAACAUGGUUACUGCUGGUUACGCCAGGAUAGUUGUAACAGCGGUGGAAAAGAGUAUAACUGAGGAAAACGGGCAGCCUCAACAUCCGCAGCAGCAGCAGCAGCCACCAUCACAAGCGACUUGGAUGACGCGAAGACAUGUUCGCGAGUUGGAAAAUUUGGCCUACAUCAUAGGUAGGUGCGGUAAAGCUUUCGCGGUGUUAACAUUUGUGUGCUUUUUAGUCCGAUUCUGUACUCAGGCAAAUGAUCAGGAAUCCACUAAUCGCGAUGAUAAAGAGGCGGAUUUUGUUGAGUUCUUUAUUGCUGUAGUUGGAAUGAUGGGGACUUCUGCUGUUAUUGCAUUAACUUCCAGCUUGGAGGGCUUAGUUUUGGCUGUGAAGUCCACCCUUGCCUAUUCUAUGAGGAGCUUGUUACAUCAGCAAGUUCUAAUCAAAAGGCCUUCCCUCUGUCAUCGAGUCGCAUCCGUUGAUACUAUAUGCUUCAACAAAAUCGGAACCCUUACCAUCGAUUCCUUGGAGGUAAAAGAGUUUUGGGUUGGUCUCAAUGACAUUGAAGAAGCGCCAACGGAUUUGAUUGCUCCAAGCGUGCUCGAAUUGCUUCACCAAGCAAUCGGCUUGAACAUAACGCAGCCUCGUUCAAGUUCCACAUUCGCAACUCCCCUGAGUCCUACAGAACGGGCGAUCUUUGAUUGGGCGACUCGCGAGCUGAAAAUGGAUAAAGAAAGUCUCAGAGAGGGCUGCACAGUUCUUAAAAUCGAGCCUUUCAACCCGGUCAAGAAAUGCAGUGGGGUGCUGAUCAGCAAAAAAAAUGACAACACAUUUCAUGUGCAUUGGAAAGGGGCACCUGAUUUGAUCCUGCAGAGGUGUUCGCAUUACUAUGGCACUGGCGGAAAAUCCAUCAUGUUCGACAGAAACACCAGGGAGAUGGUGAAACUAACAACGAAAAGAAUGGCAGAGAAAGGCCUCAGAUGCAUUGCUUUUGCACAUAGAAAAACAUCAAUCGAAGAGCACUUCAACUUCAACUCCGCUCGCCAACAGUUGACCUUGAUAGGGUUAGUUGGAUUUGACAAUCUUGUAAGAAAUGAAAUAGCAACAGUUGUAAAAGAUUGCCAACGAGCUGGAAUCAACCUCAAGUUGGUCACAGGAGACAGCGUUUUAACAGCCGCGGCCUUGGCUUCUAGGUGUGGCUUACUUCAACAGCAACCAGGAGAUGUAGUAGAAGGAAAGCAAUUCAGAAGGUUCACUACUGAAGAGAGAUUGGAGAAAGUUGAUCGGAUUCGCGUGUUGGCAGGAGCUACUCCUUCGGACAAGUCCCUCCUGGUUCAAACCUUAAAAGAGAAAGGACGAGUGGUUGCAUAUGUAGGGGGCAGCGUAAGCGACGCGCAGGCGAUCAAAGAAGCAAAUGUAGGACUAUGUUUUGGUCCUGCAAGUGAAGGCAGAGCUGAAAUUCUGAAGGCAUGUUCGGAUAUUGUAAUCAAGGACAAGAAAUUCCUCCUUGUUCUUGAAAUCCUGAAAUGGGGACGAGGAUUUUAUGACAGUAUCCAAACCUACACUCAGUUCUUGCUCACUGCAACUUCUGUCGAUCUAGUGAUAGACUCUGCGAUGACAAUAUUUCCCAAUGGUUUCAGCUUUUAUCAUCCAGUUGUAGAAGUUUCAGCACAAGCAAGUGUUGCAUCAGGUAAACUAGCAAUACCUGUAUUUCAACUCCUCUGGGUAAAGUUCAUAUUAGGCUUAGUUGCAACUCUUUCUGUGCUCAUAAAACAACCCUCGGAUGACCUAAUGUCCGAGCCGCCAAGAGACAUAAAUGAGCCUUUGAUGACUAAAAAUAUGCUCAGAAACAUCAUUGCACAGGCAUUGUACCAAAUUGUAGUCCUUUUGGCCAUCCACUUUGGAGGGAACUCAUUGCUGAAUCUGAGUUACAAUGAGAAGACCACCCUGAUCUUCAACACUUAUGUGCUCUGCCAAGUUUUCAUGCUGAUGAAUGCGAAGCUGUAUGAUCGGAAGAACAUUUUCCAGGAAAUGCACAGUAUGAAAUGGUUCUGGGGAAUCAUUGGAUUCAUUAUAUUCCUCCAAGUAAUCAUGGUGGAAUUCUGGAAGAGCUUUGCAGGUACAGCAAGGCUAGACUCCAGGCAAUGGGGCAUUUGUUUCUUAAUUGCUGCUGCAUCUACUCCCAUCAGUUGGCUCCUUAGGUAA